AAUCGGGUGGAUUUGGUCACUGCCUUCAGUGUCGCGAGCAUCCGGAGCACCUUUCUACAUCUUCUGGCGAGGCGCCCCCCUCUCACCCUCUCCCCCUCGCUCGUUCACCACCUCCCCGCAUCCGGGCUCAUCUGUGAGAAUGAGUGCGUGAUAACACACCAGCAAGACGCUGUGCCUCUGCGGUGGCGCAAGUUAUUUUUCUUUUUUCUGCUGGUGCAUAUUCGUUCGAAAAAGUGACUAAGUGAAGGGGCGUGGACACAGUUCUAUUCGUAUGAUUAAAAAUUAAAAUUAUCCUCCGCCGAACGCUCGUCGCCCCCCGUGCGCAAAGUUCCGGAACCGGAGGAGUGUGUGCCGUUUCCGGCUUACCCGUUUCGGGUUGUUCCAGCAAAAUCCUUGGGGCAUUGUGUAAGUGUAUGUGGGUGCGUGUGUAUCUCUGAGCUCGAAAAUAGUUUUACUAUUUUAUUACAAUCUAAGUGACCCUAGAGGGUAGAAUUCGUGUGCAUAAGUGGUUUACCUGGUUUAGCCGUUGUGAUCCAAUUUUCAUCGCGAAUCCAGGACUGCGUGGAAAAGCUAACACAUCCUGGAAAGCACCUUAUUGAGAUGGACCAUUCCAAUGGAUCGAAUUAUGCAAGCAGAGUGCCAUCAUCGCAAACAAACAGGCCAGCACAUCGUAGAGGACGCAAACGAAAGCACACAUCAGAUGGCAUCGUGGAAACGGAAAAUGUACAACCCCAGGCGAAGCGGCUCAGCACGGCCCGAAUUCGGCGAUCUGUGCACGAUGGCGCCUCAACGUCGUCGGCGGUGGCUGUGCCGGCGGUAUCUGCCCCGCCUUCAUCGACACCCGCCAUCGGUCUGUCCAUGCCGAGCAUACCGAGCUCGGGAGGAUCGUCGCUCGGUGGCCACAGUCAGCCCGCCGCCCACAGUGACUACACCUCCGACACGCAGAGCUCGUCCGAUUGCUUUUCGAACGCGGUCGAGUUCGAUCUGUACCAGCUCGUGAGUCCCGCCUCGGUCAGCAGCUCGAACGUCCCGAGUCCGGCCUGCGAUGCCACCGGUGUAAACCCCACCGAUCAUCACCACCACCAAUACCUGCAUCAUGUUCCUCAUCACCAGCAGCGACAUCCUCCCCCCAGCUGGCUACCGAAGGGUGACACAACGCCCCACGGGGGGAACCGGAAGGUGGUGGCGGAGAGCCUGGACGAGAAGCCGACAAACUGUGGCGGGCUCGUGGAGUCCUGCUACUGGAUGCCAUCGUACAAGCAACGGUCCUGUCCGAUGCCUUCCCUCUCGUGGGUCGAUACCAACGAAAUGUUUAAGAAGAUGUGCCGAAAGGACGACGUUGGGUGGCUCGCACGGGAACCGAACAUGUUCAACGAUCACCCAGGUUUGCAGCCACGGAUGCGUGCGAUCCUGCUCGACUGGCUGAACGAGGUGUGCGAAGUGUACAAAAUGUACCGCGAGACGUACUACCUAGCGGUGGACUAUAUCGAUCGCUACCUAAGCCGCAAGAAGGGUCUCAUGAAGACGCAUCUUCAGCUGCUCGGCGUUACCGCGCUGUUCAUCGCUGCCAAGGUGGAAGAGAUCUAUCCACCCAAGCUGCGUGACUUUGCGUACGUCACCGACGGUGCCUGCACGGAGGAGGACAUUCUACGCGAAGAGUUGCUGCUGCUGUGCGAGCUCGAAUGGAACAUCAACCCGCUGACGGUGAUCGGUUGGCUCGGGAUGUACAUGCAAAUCAACGUUACGUCUCGGGAGCCAGAAAAUCAGCACCGUCCGGCGGUGCGUGCUGCCGGCGUGUCGGUAGCGAGCAAACUUCCUUCCAAGGUGCUGGUUUCCAAUGAAAACGUUGACGUUCGAUCGGCGACGACGACGCCGAUGGUCAACAGUAGUACCAACACCACCACCAACGCUGAAGCGUCACCGGUAGCAAAGAAACCGACCAGUGAGAAAAUGCUGUUGGCCGCCGGUGUCACCACAACCAAGACUGAUGAUACCUUUGUGUAUCCACAAUUUUCCGCCAUGGAGUUUGCCCACACGGCACAGCUCAUCGACCUCUGCUCGCUGGACGUCGGGAUGGCAAACUUUAAGUAUUCUGUGAUCGCGGCCGCCGCUAUUAGCCACACGUUCGAUAAGAAAACGGCCACCUUAGUUUCUGGGAUGCACUGGGAGGAGAUCGCACCGUGCGCCAAGUGGAUGGAACCAUUCUUCCAGGUGAUCUGCGAGGAGAACGCUACCUAUCCGCUCACCUUUCUCGAACAGAAUGAGCAGAUCAAAAUUAGCCACGGUCUGCAUCAUAUCAGCCCAAAGCUCUUAACAGACCUGUACUACAACAAGCAAACGCACACCACUUCAUUAGAAAUGCUCGACAUGGUAUUUAUAAAAAUGGAGGAAAUGGAGUCGACGGCACGCGUGGUGCAGUUGGAAGCUUCUCCAGCGCCGCUCGGUAUCAUCGAGCCGGACAGUGGUAUUCUCACGCCACCCGCCUCCAACCGGAAAUCUUUAGAAAUGGUUCUGAUCACGGCCGCCGCAGGUGGUACGGCUGGUGUUGAAGGUGGUGGUGGUGGCGGCGGUGGGAGUUCAUGUGAUGGUCAACAACAUCCGGCACAGCGCCAACACAACAAGGAUCAGGAGCCACAACAGCUUCAACCGCCGCCGGGACUCGGUGUAAUUGUUAAGGAAAUAGCACUUAAGUAAGUUGGUAUAAAUUAUUUAUCCUUCACUCGCUAUUACUCUCGUUUAGCUA
Anopheles coustani is the source of this 2743-nucleotide messenger RNA. Its product is annotated as G1/S-specific cyclin-E. Bases 601 to 2694 code for a protein of 697 amino acids. The record is from RefSeq and is a predicted model, not a curated record. Gene Ontology annotation, molecular function: cyclin-dependent protein serine/threonine kinase regulator activity. Gene Ontology annotation, biological process: regulation of cyclin-dependent protein serine/threonine kinase activity; G1/S transition of mitotic cell cycle. Gene Ontology annotation, cellular component: cyclin E1-CDK2 complex; nucleus; centrosome. The transcript is spliced from 7 exons. NCBI's taxonomy places the organism in Eukaryota, Metazoa, Arthropoda, Insecta, Diptera, Culicidae.